AAACCUAUACUCCGUGUGUGCGUUGGCAUUAACAAAAGCCACCCAAUGGUUAUUCCCUGGGGUGAAUUAACCCAUUGCUCCCCUCUCCCACGAUUAAAAUUCGGUUAAUCAGUGGUUGAUAACAGAAUGGGGCUCGCAGCACUGCUAAACAGACGGUAGUCCACUCUAUUUCGUUUGUUUUCGUUUUUUUCGCGUUUUGUGCGGCUGUCGGCCGAUAACAUUCCACACGGUUGCGAUCUAAAGAGGUAAACCGGAGUGAGUGAGAGGAGGCGAAUAAGACGAACCCGUAUAAAGAUAGAACACCAAAUAAUCGGUGCUGGACAUGGAGUUUAUUUGGUGAUCCCCGGAAAUUUUUCCAAAUACAGCUGCAAGAGUCACAAGCACAUAGUCAUGGAGCACGCUGAUCUGGUAUCAGAGAUGGUGCACGUCGAGAGACUGACGACACAGGAGAGACUUCACCUGGCGCGUCACCGCAGGCUUCAGCAGUUGAAGGUAUGGAGACAGAGGGAGAAGGAGUGGCUGAGGCACCAGACGAGGCACUCCAGCAACAAGAGGAGCAUCUACUUCGACGACUCGGUGAUGCUUCUGGAGGCAGCUGCCAGGAAUGACAUUGAUGAGGUCAGGAGAUUGCUGAAGAAGGGGGUCAAUCCGGACUCAACGAAUGAGGAUGGAUUGACUGCCCUGCACCAGUGCUGCAUCGAUGAUAAUGAGGAGAUGAUGAAACUGCUGACUGAAUUUGGGGCUAAUGUUAACGCUGAGGAUAGUGAGAAGUGGACACCUCUGCAUGCUGCUGCUACUUGUGGGCAUCUCCAUUUGGUGAGGUAUUUAAUCGCCGCUGGGGCUAAUUUGCUGGCUGUCAAUGCUGAUGGCAAUAUGCCUUAUGAUAUUUGUGAGGACGAGAAGACUUUGGACUGUAUUGAAGGGGAAAUGGCUAGUCGAGGAGUGACCCAAGAGCUAAUCGACGAGACCCGAGCAGCGACUGAGAUGCAAAUGCUCGUGGAUCUCCAGAAAUUAGCAUCUGUCGGUGGGGAUUUAGAGUACAAAGAUCACCAGGGAGCAACACCCCUCCACAUUGCAGCAGCCAAUGGCUAUCUGCGAGUCGUUGAGUUCCUUUUGGACCAGCACGUUUCCACGGACGUGGAGGACAACGAUAAGUGGCAGCCGGUGCAUGCUGCUGCCUGCUGGGGGCACUUGGAGGUUCUCGAAUUACUAGUACAAAACGGUGCAGAUUUGAAUGCUAAGAACAAACACGAAGAGACACCAGCAGAUAUCUGUGAGGAUCCGGAGAUUAGGGAGCGAAUCGUCGAGCUGAAGACCGAGCAGGAGAGCAAGAAACUUCGUGAAGCACAGAGCAGACGUAUCCGAAGAUCGCAGAGCAUAAACACAAGGACGCAGAGUGUCAGGAGAACUUCGAUCAGAGAUAAAGUGCUGACGACCAAGAAGGAUGCGCAGGAGGAGGCGAGGCUCAGGAUACAGGCGCAACAGACUUAUGCAGGACCAACAUCUACGGAUGCACCAACAUCAAACAACGCAAACACCCAAGAGGCUAAAACCGAUGAUCCAGACUCAGCAGCACUGACAUCAUCAGUACGCCGGGGACCAGAAGGAAAAGACAAUGAUUCAUUCGUGAAUGAAGACGUUGACAAAGACACAGUGACAGGGUCAGACUCACCUGUCGGCAGCCAACAGCCGAUAUACACAGCUGAGAGUGAUGCUAAUGGCAAGAUCAACAUACACGUGUCUGUAGUUUUCGUCAAAUCGUUGUCCGAUCUGAAGAAACAACGCGCCCAGAGCCGACACACAACGCCAACCCUUGACGCUAAUGGCAAUGGGGUACCUGUACCUGUAUCAUCGAAAGCUGAUAAUGAAUUAACGGUCAAUGAUUUUCAUCGGUUCUCGGGAAACACCAGUGACAUCAUUGGGGAUAAUCAGAAUGAGCAGAGAUGUUGCGUUUUAAUGUGAGUCUGAUUGUUUUUUUGUUGGGGGGGCUAGUGUUAAGGGAGUUUUUUGGGGAUGGGAUCGUGCGAAGAUUUUUUUACACUGUUGGAGAUGAUUUUGGAACUGGAGGUUUUUUUGAGUUUUAGGAAAUUAAGCUGUUGUGAAUUAGUGAAAAGUUGAAUAUUGAUUUUGGCUGAAAUUUUCAGGGGAUUUCGUCACUCGAAAUUUAGUGUUUUGUAGAAAAAUUAAUGGAAAUAGGAAAUUUUAGGGAAAAAUUUUUUGUUCCUCUGAAAAAUGCGAGAGAAAUAUUCACGCCUUCUGGGAAGAAACUCUCAUUUCAUUCUGAUGCCCUGAAUAAAUCUCAAAAUUUAUGAAGAACUCUCCCCAAUAAUUCCAUUCGCAAAUCUCCAACCCAUCAUUCAGAAAAAGAAAUAAUCAAAGAAAAUAAUUUACCAAAUAGACUUGAAAUUAUUUGUACCGCUGUGCCGAAUUCUGUAGCUAAUCUCGUUCUCAUUUGAAUGUCAAUUCAUCGACUUUUAUACACUUCAGUAGAGUAAACAUGGGCUUGAAUAUUUUGACUUCCAACGAAAUAAUCGAAGAUAAAAACUAAUCAAUGUGAUUCUUGAAUGGAAAUUAGUUAUAUUUAUAGAACGUUCAAUUUGCCGUUUAUAAUUGUUGAAGUAUUAUUUCUUUUCGAUCAGAAGGAAAGUAAGGUUUAUCGUACUUAAUACGUUGGCUCAUUCGAUUUGUAAAAAUUUAUUGAACUCGUUCAUCCUAGCAUCGUAGCAUGAAGGUGCAGUUUUUAAUGUUGCACGUACGAAAAAAUUUCAUAAAAAUAUUUCUAUUCAAUUGUUUAUUAAUUUUCUUACCGAUUCUAGUGAAAACAUUCCGCAGUUUAUUUGCGCAUUUUUUUUCAGUAUAAAUUCUCAAUGGAAAAUAUUCUAUAGAAAUUGAACAGAAUUUUUUUUACCGAAUUCGUUAGGUUUUUCUAUGAAAUUUUUCGUACAUGUGGGAGUAAGCAUCAUUCCGCAGUCUUAUCCAACUUGGCACAACUAGAAUAAACGUUAGAUUUGUAAUCAAACGUGCAUGUAUAUAAUUUCUACUUCUUAUUUAUUUUUAUGAUAAGUAGGUUAUUCUAUUCCAAUGAAUUUUCUUAGUUUUUAUGAGGAGUUAGCAGCAUGUCAUUCGCUAUAUUCACGAUAAAUUUUGUUCUGUAAAUUUUUAAAUCAAUCUGUGGAAUUUUUAAUGUUGAAACACAGUAUUGAAUUGUGUAAAGGUGAUUGUUGUGUUGGGAUCGUGAAAAAUGAAUGAAAAUUAUUGUGAUAAAAUGGAGGUUUCAGCGUUAGUCAUGGUGUUUAUCUCUAAAUUAUGUACAAUCGCGUGUAGAAAACAUUUCAUAAAAAAUUCUAUUGAACUUUCCAUUGGCCACAGACCAAUUCUAGGUUUUUCUAUUCGAUUUUUUUUUCAAAAAUUCACUGUUAAAAGCCCUGAGAACUAGUACGAAAUCAAUCACGUCGCCUUUACACAAGAAUUUUUCUAUAAUUUCGAUGCUUGCUACUUUAAGAAAAAAAUCGUUGAGACAUCCAUCUAAGCCUACAGGUAUUCUCUCGCCGAGAGCAAAUCGCAGGUUGAAAAAAAAAAUUGCUCAUUCAUGAUUACUUUAAUCGUUGAUACAUAGUAGUACUUAAUGAAUAAAAAAUUCUAUGAUCAAUUUAUAGGAAAAUAUGUUGGCUCAGUGAGCCGGAAAAGCGUUGUGAUUUAUAGAUGCGCGAAAGCAUAUUUUUUAUAAUUUUUAUUGAACUUAUAUAGUAUUAUAGAGAUAAUUGUCAAUAUCUUGCGAUCAGCGAUUGUAAAACCGAGGAAUCGUCGGGGUCGUUUAUAGCUCGGUUCUCCUUAAUUACAUCCUGACACUGUCACAAAAUGAACAUGAUUGAUUACAAGAUAUCAACAUCACUCAACUGUGGAUUUUUACGAAUCUCGAGUCAAUGGCACAUCGAGUUGAUGAAUUUCAGAAGUGCUUCGUUGAAUAUUAUGUAAAUGGAUUACCCACCAUUUACUUCUUGUGGAGAUAUUCCUGAAAAUAAAAUCUUGGGGGAGAAAACAUUUUUCAAUAUUUAUCGCAUUGAUCAAUGUCUGAUCAAAGAACAGAAUUACUACAAUUUCUAAUUAAAAAACUGAAUUCUCCCGCAGGAUUAUUUUGUCUAGGACAUUUCUUACUAGAAUUAAAUAACGUGGAAAAAAAUAGAAGCCAAAGUCUCUUUCACUUCACAGUUCACGGAACUUUCGAGGGCCUUCAUCACCUUGAAAACUUAGUUGAAUAUGUAAUUUAAGCGAUUUUCAUCAACUUCAAACUCUUCCAUAAAUCACUUUUCGGUAGCUGAAGGAGCAAUUUGUACGAGUAGUGGAUUAGCCAAAUGAGUAUUGAUCAAACAUUUCGCUGUUUUCAUUUCUACUCGUCAUUUCAAUGUUCAUUCCUUCUUAAUGUGAUUACUCAAACAAUAACUAAUGAUUAAAAGCCAUUCGUUUAGUCGAUACAGUGUACGAUUGUCAAAACAUUAAUCCAAGUAGUUUCUCAUAUUAAAUGAACAAGAGGUUCAAAAUACUAUUUAGAAAAUAGAAGACAUGGAAAAAAAGGAAAAAAUUUUGCAAUUGCAGGGGAGUUUUUUUCCAUUUGAGAGAUAACUUAUAAAACGUUCAACUUACCGAGUGUCAGGAUUUGUGGUAAUUUUUCGGGGGAGGAAACAGGCAAAAAAUCAUCUAGACAACAGUUUCCCAAUUGUAUUGGAGUCUCAGUCAUCACUGUGCAUCUAGUUUCCAAACUCGAGAAUAAUUUAUUGGUUAAUUACAGUUAAUUGGCCCUCUAAAAUUACCACUCACAACAUAUACCGCACGAAACUCGAUUGCAUCAUCCAACGGAUAUCAUUAUCCAUCAGUGAUCAAUUACUAAAAACAAUAGGAUGAACAGAAGCUUUUAUUGACUGAGAUUAGCAUUCCAAAUGUUUAUUUAUAGCGCUAAAUAAGUGAACGGCAACAUUCCAAGAUAUAAACUGAAUCAAAUAACCGGACAAGUCUGUUUCUGUGAAUCGAAAUAAUUUGCCUUUUUUACAAAAAACAAAAAUGUUCUUUCUUGUACUUACGAAUUAUUAAAUAUUAUAUUUAUGUACUGUAUAUACCCAUACUAAUAUAUUACAUAUCAGAAGUA
Messenger RNA from Diachasma alloeum, 5140 nucleotides. It is a transcript of the gene MYPT-75D, whose product is annotated as protein phosphatase 1 regulatory subunit 16A. The record is from RefSeq and is a predicted model, not a curated record. Gene Ontology annotation, molecular function: phosphatase regulator activity; enzyme inhibitor activity; protein binding. The coding region runs from base 391 to 1962 and encodes 523 amino acids. NCBI's taxonomy places the organism in Eukaryota, Metazoa, Arthropoda, Insecta, Hymenoptera, Braconidae. Gene Ontology annotation, cellular component: cytoplasm. The transcript has 8 exons.